AUGAAAUCAUGUUAUCAAAAACGUUUAAUUCAGGAUUGUCAUUGUGUUGAUCCUAGUUUUGUCACUCAUGAUGAUAUUCGUACAUUUUAUGGUAUAAAUAACAAUCAACCAAUUGCAUGUGAUAUUACACUUCAAAUGCAAUUUGAUUGUGUUAGAAAGUCACUGGAAAAUUCAACAAACAGUGGCGUUUGCGAGAAACAAUGCCCACAACCAUGUCACGAACAAGGAUACGUAUCACGUGUAACCACAUCAUUGUGGCCACGUACAAGCUAUUAUAAUCGUGUCAAAGAUCUUUGGGAACGACAGUUUCCAUCUAUGGAAACAAUGCAUGAAGCACGAGAAGCUAGAACAAAUUUAGCAAAACUUGAAGUCUACUAUGAAGAAUUAAAUUAUGAGUCAAUAGUCGAGUCACCAUCACAGGAUGUCUGGGAUCUGUUAUCAAACAUUGGUGGCACUUUGGGCCUCUAUGUUGGUAUGUCUUUCUUGACACUUGGUGAAUUUGCUGAACUAUUCUUCAGAUGUAUUGCAGUUCCACAUAAAACAGUUUAG
Messenger RNA from Brugia malayi, 549 nucleotides. RefSeq names its product Degenerin-like protein ZK770.1 in chromosome I, putative. Gene Ontology annotation, molecular function: ligand-gated sodium channel activity. The transcript has 4 exons. NCBI's taxonomy places the organism in Eukaryota, Metazoa, Nematoda, Chromadorea, Rhabditida, Onchocercidae. Gene Ontology annotation, cellular component: membrane. Gene Ontology annotation, biological process: sodium ion transmembrane transport. The coding region runs from base 1 to 549 and encodes 182 amino acids. The record is from RefSeq and is a predicted model, not a curated record.